Lecanosticta acicola is the source of this 331-nucleotide messenger RNA. Lineage: Eukaryota; Fungi; Ascomycota; Dothideomycetes; Mycosphaerellales; Mycosphaerellaceae. The record is from the annotation of a GenBank genome assembly.
AUGCCCCGCGAAGGAUCCGGUCACGUCGCCGACAACGCCAUUGAGACGGGCGAGAACUUGACUCACGGCGCCCCAUCUGGCAAUGAGGUCGGGCUCAGUCCUCGCUUCGAAGGCUCUUCACAUACACUGACCUCGUCCACAGGCUCCCACUUCUUCCGGCGUCGACCGCUCGAGCAAAGCCGCACCAGCACCCGACCACGAAGCAGGCGAAGGCCUCAAGCACGCAGAUGGCAGCAUUACCUCUUCAGGCCAGGGAAGCGAUAAGUCCGGAAGUGGGAAGGGGCCUAUCAAGGCUACGGUAGACGAGCAGGCGGAGAAAUUGACGAAAUAG